CGCGUUGCCAGGUGGAGCGAGGCGGGGCGGUAUUUUAACACGCACGCCUGAAAGAAAUUUCGUAGGAGACUGUAUGUAUGUAAGGCAGAUAUGCGUGAAGAUGCCGGCAGUUCAGCUGCGGAUAAACUGAUGUUUCGGUGAUCAGAGAGACCUGAAGUUUAAAACCGCGAUGCCGGUCGAUCGCAAACAAGCCCUUCGGCGCCUUUGCUGGGGAGUCUUUACCACUUUACUGUUUGCAGGUUCUGCAGAUUGCGACCUAAGUCUCGCAGUCCAGAGCCCCCCUAUGGUCAUUGCCAAGGCUGGUAGCAAUGUAAUUCUGAACGUGUCCUUCGCUGGAGCCCAGAAUCCCUUAAUACAGUGGUCUGCGGGCGCAUUGCCUAUCGUGACCUGGGUGGUGAGCCCCAAUACCCUAGACAUCGCCCCUAAUUACGCGGGCGUCGUGUCGCUGAUGCCCAAUGGCUCACUCGUCUUCAGCAACGUACAGAAGAAUUACAGUGACACUUACACCGUGAGCGUCACGAAGUCUGGUUUUUUAUCGAUGACCGCCAGUAUCACUCUCCUAGUCUUUGCCCCACCUGUGUGCUCGGUUCAGAGUGCAAAUACAAAUCUGAAUUACACCUGUCAGACGCCAGGAGACACCAUUUCAAUACUGUCCAUCUCACAACUGAACAAGACCUUCUCUACGAGUGGGAGCUUAAGCCUUGUAGUACCACCAGCUCAAAAUCUCAGUGGAAUGGCAAUCUCUUGCAUUGCUAAUCAGAUUAACAUCACGCAAAGCUGCAGCGUGACAGCUCAAGCCCCUCAAGGUGUUGCGCCCACGGUCUCAAGCACGUUGAGCAAUGGGAACCUGGUGGUCACCAUCACCUGUGCCAUCGGGUCUGUGCCAGCAGCCAACAUCAUCUGGUUCAAAGGUUCUCAGGUCCUGUCAAACGGAGGGCCGUAUCAGAUCAGCAGUGACACCACACAGCUGAACAUCACCAGGUUGAACCUGACUGUGUCUGACCUCAGCAACUACACCUGCAAGCUCAGCAACCCUUUUGGACCUCUACAGAACAGCAUUCAGCUGAUAGGCCCCACAAUCUCAGAUUCCAGCCUUAUCUCCAACACUGCAGGCACCAUGGUAACGCUGACCUGGGAUGUCCCCAGCACCUCUGUGUUCACAGGCUUUAAUAUCCAGAUGGAGGGACCUGCUCUCCAGCCCAGCAAUGGGACAAACCAGCGUAGAAAACGGGACACAGGAGGUUUCCAAACCAUAGCGGUGAUGCCAAGCAGCGCCCGGAGCAAACAGAUCUCUGGGCUUGACCCCAAGUCCAACUACUGGUUCUGGAUCGUCCCCUUGGCAGGCAGUGUCACCGGACCGCCUUCACAGAACUACAGUGUCGGACCAGUUCCAGGCCAGGGACUGAGCAAGGCGGCCAUCCUGGGCCUUGCUAUCGGAAUACCCUGUGGUUUCCUCCUCCUCCUCAUCAUCAUCGCUCUCAUCAUCCUCUGUGUCGUCUGCUGCAGACGGAGACGCCGACAGCAAACGUAUCCUCCCCCCGGGGCUUCUGAGAAGGUAGUGACAGGCCAAACCAAUCUGAACACCCCGCAUAAUCUGCUCACUGGAGGAAUUCAAAAUGGGUCUCCUGUCAAAAACCCCAAGGGAAUCCCCGAGCGACAAUUCCCCCACCCCUCCACAGGGACAAUUCCCCCACCCCUCCCCUCGCUUUCCCCUAUGCGGUUGGCCACAACUGUUUAAAGAAGGAACAUGUACUAUCUUGCACAGAAUUAAUGUUUUUAUAUUGACAGAGAUGUACAUCUAGUAUUAUGGUGUUGUUCUUUCUAUUGUAAUUAUUACUAUUCCUGCAUUUUAAAAAUAAACCUUAUUUAAAAGUCUUA
Paramormyrops kingsleyae is the source of this 1878-nucleotide messenger RNA. The record is from RefSeq and is a predicted model, not a curated record. Lineage: Eukaryota; Metazoa; Chordata; Actinopteri; Osteoglossiformes; Mormyridae.